UAUUAGUUUCACAUGCCGUUUCCAAGCACACUCUCCUCUUCUCUGUGUGUCUUUCCGUGAUAAUAGGAGUUUCUUUCAGUUACUAAUAACUCUAUCAGCUUCUUCUUCUUUUCUUUUCUAUGCACUUUCUCGUGCCCACAUCGUAAGCACCCUUCUAGCAACAACAUCUUUCAUCUACGAUAUAAAAAUAGAACAAAGAAACGCACAUAGUUUUUUGUGAGGAAGGACUAAGAUGGCAGCUACUAGUAGGAACAUUGAGAAGAUGGCUUCAAUUGAUGCUCAGCUGAGGUUGCUGGCACCAAGGAAGGUUUCUGAUGAUGACAAGCUUGUUGAGUAUGAUGCUUUGUUGCUUGAUCGAUUCCUUGACAUUCUUCAGGAUUUGCAUGGUGAAGAUAUCAGGCAAACGGUUCAAGAUUGUUAUGAGCUUUCAGCUGAGUAUGAAGGGAAGCAUAAGACUGAGAAGUUGGAGGAACUUGGGAAUAUGCUAACUGGUCUUGAUGCUGGGGAUUCUAUUGUCAUUGCCAAAUCAUUUUCCCACAUGCUUAAUUUGGCUAACUUGGCAGAAGAAGUCCAAAUUGCCUACCGAAGAAGGAUUAAGCUAUUAAAGAAGGGCGAUUUUGCUGAUGAGAACUCUGCCAUCACUGAAUCUGACAUUGAAGAAACCUUCAAGAGGCUUGUGACUGAACUGAAGAAGUCCCCACAGGAAGUGUUUGAUGCUUUGAAGAACCAAACUGUAGAUUUGGUCCUAACUGCUCAUCCCACUCAGUCCAUUCGUCGAUCUCUGCUGCAAAAGCAUGGAAGGAUAAGGAACUGUCUGACACAGUUGUAUGCGAAAGACAUAACACCGGAUGAUAAGCAGGAACUUGAUGAGGCUCUCCAAAGAGAGAUUCAAGCUGCAUUUCGCACAGAUGAAAUUCGAAGGAGUCCUCCAACACCACAAGAUGAGAUGAGGGCAGGAAUGAGCUACUUUCAUGAGACAAUAUGGAAAGGUGUACCAAAGUUUUUGCGCCGUGUUGACACAGCUCUGAAGAACAUCGGAAUAAAUGAGCGUGUCCCAUACAAUGCCCCUCUUAUUCAAUUCUCUUCUUGGAUGGGAGGAGAUCGUGAUGGUAACCCUAGGGUAACCCCUGAAGUUACAAGGGAUGUGUGUUUGCUGGCUAGAAUGAUGGCUGCUAAUUUAUACUUCUCUCAGAUAGAAGAUCUCAUGUUUGAGUUGUCUAUGUGGCGCUGCAAUGAUGAGCUUCGUGUUCGUGCUGAUGAACUCCAUGUGUCCUCAAGGAGAGAUGCAAAACAUUACAUUGAAUUUUGGAAGCAGAUUCCUCCAAAUGAGCCAUAUCGUGUUAUUCUUGGUGAUGUGAGGGACAAACUAUACAAUACACGCGAACGUGCUCGCCAGUUAUUAGCCAAUGGAACCUCUGACAUCCCCGAAGAGACAACCUUCACAAAUGUUGAGCAGUUCCUGGAGCCCCUUGAACUCUGCUAUAGAUCACUCUGCGCAUGUGGUGAUCGACCAAUAGCAGAUGGUAGCCUUCUUGAUUUCUUGCGGCAAGUUUCCACAUUUGGACUCUCAAUGGUAAGACUCGACAUUCGUCAAGAGUCAGACCGGCACACUGAUGUCAUGGAUGCCAUUACCAAACACUUGGAGAUUGGAUCAUACCGAGAGUGGUCUGAGGAACGCAGGCAGGAAUGGCUUCUGUCAGAGCUCAGUGGAAAGCGCCCUCUGUUCGGCCCUGAUCUUCCCAAAACAGAAGAGAUCGCCGAUGUUCUGGAAACCUUCCAUGUCAUUGCAGAACUUCCCUCAGACAACUUUGGUGCCUACAUAAUCUCAAUGGCAACAGCACCGUCUGAUGUGCUUGCUGUUGAGCUCUUACAACGGGAAUGCCAUGUGAAGCAACCGCUAAGGGUCGUGCCAUUGUUUGAAAAGCUUGCUGAUCUUGAGUCUGCUCCUGCUGCAGUGGCGCGGCUUUUCUCUAUUGAUUGGUACAGAAACCGAAUCAAUGGGAAGCAAGAAGUUAUGAUAGGAUACUCAGACUCAGGAAAAGAUGCCGGUCGUCUUUCUGCGGCUUGGGCGCUGUACAAGGCUCAAGAGGAGCUCAUAAAGGUUGCAAAGGAUUUCGGUGUUAAGCUGACAAUGUUCCAUGGCAGAGGAGGGACUGUUGGAAGAGGAGGCGGCCCCACUCACCUUGCUAUAUUAUCUCAGCCACCAGAAACCAUUCAUGGCUCACUUCGGGUGACAGUUCAAGGUGAAGUUAUUGAACAAUCCUUUGGAGAGGAGCACUUGUGCUUUAGAACUCUCCAGCGAUUCACUGCUGCUACACUUGAGCACGGAAUGCACCCUCCCGUGUCACCCAAACCGGAAUGGCGAGUGCUGCUAGAUGAGAUGGCUGUCAUUGCAACGAAGGAGUAUCGCUCCAUUGUUUUCCAGGAACCCCGUUUUGUUGAAUACUUCCGAUGUGCUACCCCUGAGUUGGAGUAUGGACGAAUGAACAUUGGAAGUCGUCCAUCAAAGAGAAAGCCGAGUGGAGGAAUCGAAUCACUGCGUGCUAUUCCAUGGAUUUUUGCUUGGACACAAACAAGGUUUCAUUUGCCAGUGUGGCUUGGCUUUGGUUCUGCAUUUAAGCAUGCAAUUGAGAAGGAUCCAAAGAAUCUCCUAAUGCUUCAAGAUAUGUACAACCAGUGGCCUUUCUUCAGGGUCACCCUGGACUUGAUCGAGAUGGUGUUCGCCAAGGGAGACCCGGGGAUCGCUUCCCUGUACGACAAACUCCUAGUGUCAGAAGAGCUGUUGCCAUUCGGAGAGCGCUUGAGGACUAAAUAUGAAGAAACCAAGAGUUUUCUCCUUCAGGUUGCUGGGCACAGGGAUCUUCUUGAAGGUGACCCCUACUUGAAGCAAAGGCUUCGUCUCCGCGAUUCAUACAUCACAACCCUGAAUGUGUUACAAGCCUACACGUUGAAGAGAAUCCGCGACCCCGACUACCAUGUCAAGUUGAGGCCACAUUUGUCAAAGGAAUUCAUGGAAUCAAGCAAGCCAGCUGCAGAACUUGUUAAACUCAACCCAAAAAGUGAGUAUGCUCCUGGUUUGGAGGACACACUUAUCUUGACAAUGAAGGGUAUUGCUGCUGGCAUGCAAAACACAGGUUAAGAAGCUGAAAAAAAUUGGCAUUUUUUUUUUGUUAUGUCAGUGGAUAUGUAAACAUUGUAUAACCUAUUCUAUGAUGUCUGCUGGAUAUUUAGAUCAGCAUCAUAUGACUGUGUCGCUAAUACUAUUGUUAUUUAUAUAAUAAGACUUCGAUCCUUUAUUAUGGCA
Messenger RNA from Arachis duranensis, 3304 nucleotides. Its product is annotated as phosphoenolpyruvate carboxylase 2. The record is from RefSeq and is a predicted model, not a curated record. Gene Ontology annotation, molecular function: phosphoenolpyruvate carboxylase activity. Gene Ontology annotation, cellular component: apoplast; chloroplast; cytosol. Gene Ontology annotation, biological process: leaf development; tricarboxylic acid cycle; carbon fixation. Bases 233 to 3139 code for a protein of 968 amino acids. Lineage: Eukaryota; Viridiplantae; Streptophyta; Magnoliopsida; Fabales; Fabaceae. The transcript is spliced from 11 exons.